Molecule: messenger RNA, 780 nt
Organism: Nicotiana tabacum (common tobacco)
Lineage: Eukaryota; Viridiplantae; Streptophyta; Magnoliopsida; Solanales; Solanaceae
Source: RefSeq, a predicted model, not a curated record
GUUUAUACUACGCAACACUUCGCCUACGCGUUUCGCUCGCGUUUACCUUUCUCUUUUGUAAAUAUUUCUUUUGUAUUCUCUGCAAAUUCUGCGUCCGCCCACCGUGUUCUCAAACUCCACCUUAUUUCUCUCUCCUCAUUUACCCUAUUCCGGUUUUUAUUAGCUUCCUACCUCUCUCCGAAUAUACUUGUCAAAAAACAUCUUUUCCCUUUAGUUAUUUAUUAGGGUCUAGGUAAUUGUGUAGGAUACAUUGAUGUCAAAAAUUCACCUCUUCUUCAUUCUUUUAUAGUCUUAGGCUUUAUGGUUUAAUUUGGUGAAUUAUUUGGGAUCAAUUUAUAAUGAAAACAUCGGGCAAAUUCUUCACGAUAGCGCUGGUAGCAGCAUGGUAUUCAUCAAACAUUGGGGUUUUAUUACUGAACAAGUAUUUGCUAAGCAAUUAUGGUUUCAAAUACCCAAUUUUCCUCACAAUGUGUCAUAUGACUACUUGCUCUUUAUUCAGCUACAUAGCCAUUGCUUUGAUGAAAAUUGUUCCAAUGCAGACUAUAAGAUUUAGGGUUCAGUUUAUGAAGAUCUCUGCUUUGAGCCUCGUCUUCUGUGGCUCUGUGGUUAGUGGCAAUAUUUCACUUAGGUACUUGCCUGUUUCAUUCAAUCAGGCUAUUGGUGCUACUACGCCAUUUUUUACUGCUGUUUUUGCCUAUUUGAUGACACUGAGGAGGGAAUCCUGGUUGACUUAUGCUACUCUCCUUCCUGUUGUCGCCGGCGUUAUCAUUGCGGCGGGGU